UUCGACACUGUAGGAUAUCCUCCAUUAGAGUCAAUAAACACUCCCGUACAAGUGCUAGUUUAAAUAAUAAUAUGAUAGUGACUGCAUCAAAGACCGAACAUCCAUUGGAGAAUUAAUUUAUUAACGUAGGUUAAUCUUAUAGAUAUUUAGUGUUUUAACGCCCAAACUUUGGGUAUUAGUGUAUAAAACAGAACUGUGCUAGUGUUUUAUGUUAAGUGGUGCUUGUAAGUUUUUGCUGUGAGAUUCAGAUCUUCUCUCGGUUCAUGUUGACAUUCUCAAAGCGGAGAUCGGCUUGCCAAAGGAGCAGCUUUAAAUGCACUUAAGAGGCAUCUGUGAUUUUAUCAAGGUUUUGGGGUAUGUCAUGAGCUGACGGUGGACAUAAUCAACGAAGAUGACUCACCGGCGGGAAGAAACUCAGGAAUACGAUGAGAACACACUUAAACUGAACCGUCACGAAGACAUAGAACUUCCAACUUUAACGAACAUACCAAAUUUAAUAAACCAAAUAUCUUACUCAAAACACCCUGCUCAGUACCCUGAGAGGGGAACAUGGAGUAGUAAAUUAGACUUUAUUUUAUCGGUAGUAGGUUUAGCUAUAGGUUUAGGUAAUGUGUGGCGAUUUCCUUAUUUAUGUUACAAAAAUGGAGGCGGCGCCUUUUUGGUGCCUUAUUUUAUUACCUUAAUUCUUGCUGGCAUUCCUAUGUUCUUUAUGGAACUGGCACUUGGGCAAAUGUUGACAAUAGGCGGUUUGGGAGUGUUUAAAAUUGCACCAAUCUUUAAAGGAAUAGGAUAUGCAGCAGCUGUGAUGUCAUGUUGGAUGAACAUAUAUUAUAUCGUAAUUUUAGCUUGGGCUAUAUUCUAUUUUUUUAUGUCUUUAAGAGCAGAUGUGCCUUGGAGAACGUGUAAUAACUAUUGGAAUACGAGGUUCUGCAUCAACCCUUAUGAUCGCAAGGCAUUAAACUGUUGGGAGAAAUACUCAGUUAAUAACACUGUAACAAAGGUCUGCCAAAUAAGUUCCUACAAUAUUUCAGCCGAUGAUCUCACUGAUCCUGUUAAGGAGUUCUGGGAGCGAAGGGCGCUCCAAAUCACAGAAGGAAUCGAGCAUGUUGGUUCUAUUAGAUGGGAGCUAGCUGGAACAUUGCUGUUGGUGUGGAUUGUUUGUUAUUUUUGCAUCUGGAAAGGCGUUAAAUGGACAGGAAAGGUAGUGUACUUCACUGCGUUGUUCCCUUAUGUUCUUCUAAGCAUAUUAUUGAUACGAGGCAUUACAUUACCAGGAGCAGUGGAAGGAAUUAAGUUCUAUGUAAUGCCCAAUUUGUCCAAAUUGACUGAAUCGCAAGUGUGGAUUGACGCUGUUACACAAAUAUUUUUCUCUUAUGGACUGGGGUUGGGCACUUUGGUGGCUCUCGGAAGUUAUAACAAAUUUACCAACAACGUCUACAAAGACGCUCUAAUUGUGUGUACAGUAAAUUCCAGUACAAGCAUGUUCGCCGGUUUUGUCAUCUUUUCUGUAGUUGGAUUUAUGGCCCACGAACAACAGAGGCCUGUAGCUGACGUUGCCGCCUCAGGUCCGGGUCUUGCUUUUCUGGCAUACCCAUCGGCAGUACUACAACUACCAGGUUCACCACUGUGGGCUUGCCUUUUCUUCUUUAUGAUCCUUCUCAUAGGCCUUGAUUCUCAGUUUUGUACGAUGGAAGGCUUUGUAACAGCGAUAGUUGAUGAAUGGCCUGGAUUACUGAGAAAACGAAAAGAAGUGUUCAUAGCGAUAGUAUGUGCCCUUUCCUAUCUGGUAGGGUUGUCUUGUAUAUCACAGGGAGGGAUGUAUGUAUUCCAAAUAUUAGAUUCGUAUGCUGUUAGUGGAUUUUGUCUGCUGUUUCUAAUAUUCUUUGAGUGCAUUGCUAUAUCCUGGGCAUUUGGAGUAAACAAAUUUUACGACGGCAUCAAAGAUAUGAUUGGAUACUAUCCAAUAAGCUGGUGGAAGUUUUGUUGGACUAUUGCAACGCCUUUUAUUUGCGUAAGUGUGUUCGUUUUUAACUUGAUACAAUGGGCUCCAGUUAAAUACUUAAAUUACGAAUUUCCACUUUGGGCCCAUUUGUUUGGCUGGACUACAGCACUGACGUCUAUGUUAUGUAUACCAGGAUAUAUGGUCUACAUUUGGUAUGUCACGCCUGGAGAUCGACAAGAGAAAAUACGUCUGCUUGUCAAAAUUGAUGACGACGUCCAAGCAGUACGAGCGAAAAUGCAUCAAAAUGGGGCAAGCCAUAACGUAUAAGAGACUGCAAAGGCUUUUAUUGGAACUUUAUUACUUAUAAGGAGAUCAUAAUCACUUUAUAGUGUAUAAAAAUUAACUUCAUAGAUAUAAGAAUACUUUGCUAACUUGAUUUUGUAAAUACGUGUAUGUAGGUUAGGUUCAAACGGUAAAUUAAUUUAAAAAAAUGUAUAUAUUCAUAGUCUUUAAAAAAUGUAUUUUUUUUAUAUAGAUUUUUUUAAUUAUGUUAAAUUUAUGUUAAUAUUUAAUUACGUUAAAUAAAAUAUUGUAGAGUAUAUCAUUUAUAAUGUCCAUUAAAUAUACCAUUGUUUAAUUGCACUGGACAACAGGAAGAUAAUCAUCAUGGUAUAUAUUAGAUAUAACAAUUUUCGACAUAAUUUUAUGUUUAAUAUGACCUUCCUUGAAAAAUACUCAUUAAUAUAUUUAUCUUCCUAACUUGUAUACAGUUAAGAAAAAAAUUUGCAGCUAAUUAACCCUCACAUACCUCAUUAAUGAGUAUAUUAUAUAUUAUAAUAAUAACGCUAAAAAUUUAACGCUUUCUAAAAAAUAAAUUAAUUCUAAAAUACCUGUAUAUCAUAUUCCAUGUACUUGCAACUCAACAAUACCUUUUGUUUUCAUUGUAAUAGUUUUUUAAUUUAUUCCAUUGUAGUAGUAAUUUUCGAAAACCAAAUUUUUAACUAGUCACUGUAUUCAUGAUUGUUAAUUAAAUUAAAUUUUUUAAAUAAAUAUUUAAAUAAACCGUGAAGAA
Molecule: messenger RNA, 3014 nt
Organism: Diabrotica virgifera virgifera (western corn rootworm)
Lineage: Eukaryota; Metazoa; Arthropoda; Insecta; Coleoptera; Chrysomelidae
Product: sodium- and chloride-dependent GABA transporter 1
Exons: 10
Coding region: 392-2269 (625 amino acids)
Biological process (GO): sodium ion transmembrane transport
Cellular component (GO): membrane
Source: RefSeq, a predicted model, not a curated record